AUGAAGUGCGUGGGCUCUUCUUCGGCGGCGUCGGGGCGUCGAACGCCGCACGCGGUGAUCCGCAUGCUGAACCUGAACGCGCCGCGUUCUGCGCUCGACCGCGUCAACGACGACGACGUCGAGGUGUACAAGGUGCUCGUGAUGGACAAGCGAUGCUUCGACAUCGUCACCCCGCUCGUGCGCGUGAACGAGCUGCGACGGCACGGCGUGACGCUUCAUCUUCUCCUGGACGCGGACCGGCAGCCGAUCGCGGACGUCCCCGCGGUGUACUACGUCUCCCCGACGCCGCGCAACGUCGCGCGCAUCGCGAAGGACUUCAAAGACGGGCUCUACGAGGCGUACCACUUAAACUUUUCGUCGUCGCUCCCGCGGCCGCUGCUCGAGCAGCUCGCGAACGACGCGGUGAAAUUCGACGCCGCGGCCAAGGUGGAGCGCGUGUUUGACAUGCACAGCGACUUCGUGUCGCUGUCCGACGACGUCUUCACGCUCGCGCAAGCGGACGCGUACGUGAAUCUGAACGACCCGACGAUGAAGGACGCGGACGUGGAGAGAGGCGCGUUCGUUCGCGUUCCGGUGAACGACGUCGUCACCGGCUUGUUUUCCGUGUGCGCGACGCUCGGGAAGGCGCCCAUCAUCCGCGCGCAGAGAGGCGGCGCCGCGGAGAUGGCCGCGACGGAGCUCGACCGGCGGCUGCGCGAUCACGUCAAGGCGCGCGGUGGGCUGUUCGCCGCGGACGACGUGGGCGGGUUCGGCGGCGGGUUCGGCGGCGGCGCGGCGAGGGGCAGGCCGUUGCUGUGCUUGUUCGACCGCAACUUUGACCUCGCGAGCGCGCUGCAACACGGGUGGACGUACGCGCCGCUGGUGCACGACGUGCUCGGUAUGCGGGUCAAUCGCGUGGACAUCGCGGGCGGGGACUCGUCCGCGGCGGCGGCGGCGACGAUGACCAAGAAGAGCUACGACUUGGAAGACAACGAUCCGUUCUGGGUGAGGAAUUACGCGAGCGAGUUUCCGAAAGUCGCGGAGGAAGUCGAAGCCGAGCUCGCGAAGUAUAAGAAGGCGAUGGACGAGAUCAACAGAGGCGUCGCAUCGAGCGGCGGCGCGGACGAGGGGGACGCGCUGGGGGACCAGACGAGGAAGCUCGUCAGCGCCGUCGCGUCGUUGCCGGAGCUGCAGGAGCGGAAAAAGGUUAUCGACAAGCACACGAACAUCGCCACCGCGUUGCUCGGUCAGAUCAAAGCCAGAGGGAUCGACGAGUACCACGCGAUCGAGGAAGACUUGCUCUCCGGGAAGUGCGACAAGGAGGCGGUGAUGUCGCUGCUCGCGGCGACGGGACGGGGCACCCCCGAGGAUAAGUUGCGGCUCGCGAUCUUGUACGCGAUGGAGGGCGCGCUGAUGGCGUCCGGCGCGGACGCCGCGGCGUUGGGGUUCGUCAAGAAGAUGGCCGCCGUGGAGGCGUCGCUGGCGUCCGCGUCGAGCCGUCUCGACGACGAGGCGGCGGGCGACGGCGACGUCUUCGGGUGGGCGGAUAAGCUCUACGGGCAAUCCAUAAACGCCGUCGCGAAGGGCGUGAAAUCGUUGUUAAGCGGCGGGAGGCAGCUCGCGAUCGCGAGAGCCGUCGACGCGCUCAUGACGAACGCGCCGGGAAGCGCGGAGGUGGAGUCGUUCGCGCGGUUCGACCCGAAGGAGGCGGGCGCGCCGACGCCUAUGCCGGCGCCGUUCAACGACGCGAUCGUCUUCGUCCUCGGCGGCGGGAACUACCUCGAGCACCAGGGCAAGAGCGUGGUGUACGGCGCGACGGAGUUUACGACCGGCGCGGAGUUCAUCAACCAGCUGAGUCUCCUCGGGAAGCGGACGGGGCACUGA
Messenger RNA from Micromonas pusilla CCMP1545, 1863 nucleotides. RefSeq lists its product as uncharacterized. Gene Ontology annotation, cellular component: cytosol; Golgi membrane. Gene Ontology annotation, molecular function: syntaxin binding. Gene Ontology annotation, biological process: intracellular protein transport; endoplasmic reticulum to Golgi vesicle-mediated transport. The record is from RefSeq and is a predicted model, not a curated record. The coding region runs from base 1 to 1863 and encodes 620 amino acids. The transcript has 5 exons. NCBI's taxonomy places the organism in Eukaryota, Viridiplantae, Chlorophyta, Mamiellophyceae, Mamiellales, Mamiellaceae.